CAGCAGCAUGGCUGAGGAGAGGCAAUAUGGAAAUUGGUUGCCACUUUCCCAGCUGUCAGGUUCCAAAGCAACACUGCAGCAGAAAGGAUUAUUUUAUCUCAGUCUUAUUUGUUCUGUGAAGAUAAUUCGUAAGAAACGUCUGCUUUGAAUCCUUUCUUCUUCUUCUGGCAAGUCACUUCAUCCUACUAAGUGUCCCCCAUGUCUGAGAUAAGAGAAGUGCUUCCUACAACACCUUCCAAAUAAAAAGAAAGCUCGGGUGCUCAUUGUUACCUUGCUCUCCUAUCUGCUCAAACAGUAGCAUCUUAGAGGCCCUGUGGUUUCACUUCCUAUUGACUCAAAAGUUUUCAGCCCUCUUGGCUUUGUAGCAGACAGACUGCUGCUACUGCUCAGGGAGAGAACGCCAACGGCCAGCUCUCCUGCAUCUGGGGGCCCUUCUGGUACUCACUCUGCUGAGGUCCCUGGACUUUCCCCCCAAAAUUCUGCCAUGACAACACCACUGGGGGUGUACGUGCUUGCUCAGCCAUCAGCACCUCCUCUUCCUCCCAAACCAGAUACACCCAGCAGUUUUGAGGACGAUGAUUAUGAUGAUGCGGGUGUUGUGACUGCGAUGGUUUCUGAAAGUCAGACAACACCGUCGGCUCCUAAUGAAAAAAGAAACAUGGACAAUCAGAAAGCCCUCCAUCCUAGAUGUGGUCCAUGGUAUUCAAGCAUCAAUGCCCUUCCUUCUGAUCAUGUGACAAACAGUUCAAACUGUGUUCCUCCUGACUCUGACUCUCCACAAAAGAAAAGCACUAGAAGAUUUCAUGUAGUCGUUCUUUAUGUCCUGGUAACAAUAUGCUGUGUGAUGUGGGCAGGACUCCUUUUUGUGAUCCUGGUGAAGUACUCAGGAAUAUCAGAGGAGCUACAGGCUCUGUCAGAGGAACUACAGACCUUAAACUUCAACCAAUCAGAGAAGCUCAUGAGAAUGAGGAAGGACCUGGAUUAUGUAUACACAACACAAAGGAUUCUUGAAAGAACUGCUAGCAACAACUUCAGCGAACUACAGGAUAUCACAACAUCCAUCUGCAGCAGUGGAAAAUCCUCAAUCUCUCAUUCAUGCCCCACCAAUUGGAAGACUGAAGGACAUAACUGCUAUUACAUUUCAACAGAGAAGAAAAACUGGACUGAUGCUCUGUGGUACUGCAUUAUUCAUAGGGCUCAUUUGGUCAGCAUUUGGUCUGAUAAGGAACAGGGUUUCCUGAGAGAUAACAUCGAUAACACCAUGACAUACUGGCUGGGUGUGGUUCAUAUUGAAAGUGAGGGGAAAUGGAGAUGGAGAGAAGGUGAUUUGAUUGUAUCUACAGCUUUUUGGGAUGUAGGAGAACCACAGACGGAUGAUGAAAAGAACUGCGGCAUCAUGCACCCCAACGGAACAUGGGCUUCUGCAGUGUGUUCCCUUCCCUAUCAAUGGAUUUGUAAAAAGAAGCUGAUCUGUUGAGACACCUUGUGGGACAGGAUUGCAUACAAGCUGGGAUGCUUCCCUUCUCCCCACCCGCUCCUGAUCCUGGAAUGCACGGCAGCUGUCGGACAGACAGAUGGAAGAUGAAAGCUUUUCUUAUUGCAAGGUCCUUAAAUAUUUUUAUGUGCGAUACAUAGCCCUGCAUCAGCUCAUUGUGUGACAAGUGAAAUGAUUGUCUCUCAUACAUAGGUACUCACGUUCCUAGAACCUCCCUGUCAGACACGUGGGUGAGGGAGAGAUCAGACCCACUGACAGGGAUCAGACAGAUCGCUGAAACAUGCUUGGCCCUCCUAAGCAUGUAGCAAACACUCCUUACAGCAUAUCAGAUGUUGGUGAUUUGCUCCUUACAUUUCAAGAGUGAUUAUCCACUUCCAUUUGGUGGUCUUUUUAUAUCAGAUUUAGGUUGCUCAAUGGCAUGGAAGCUGCUUCUCAUACAGUUCUAUUUUACGUGGCAAUUUCAAGUGCAACACAUGUAUUAGUUAGGGAGCAGGGAGAACUAAGCAACAAAAUACUAAGCUUUGAAUACUGGAAAAAUGUAGUUGCCUUGCAAGCAAAGCACCAACUGGGAGAAUGAUUGUUGGGGGCCAUCUGCAGUGGAUGUGCUAACUGGAAAAACAAUGGUGCACCCCCAAGAACCCCCCUUCUUCAGGCUAGAUCUAAAGCGUUACUGAUGUUAAGCAUUAUGAUAUUCUUCCUUAUGCAUGUAUGCAUUUCUUCUGGAAAAGUAUGUCAAGGUAGUUUAAGCUUCCACUGCCGCAAAGGAGAUUACCAUCACAGUAUACCCAUAGGCACUGUUUGCAUAUGUGUUCCCAUAACUGAAAAAGUCAGCAGAAAUAUUAUAGGGAGAGUCAGAACGAAAAGGAGGCUGUACUGUGCUAGGUGCUGUAUGUUCACUCUUAUUUCAAAGGCUAGCGUACAAGAAGUAGACUUUUAUUUUAUUUUUUAGAGAAGGGAUAUGGAAGCAUUUUAAGCUGGAAGGCCAGGUCACAUUGUGCCCAACCCUCCACGGGCCACAUUUGACAGAUGGGCUGGGCUGAUCACCUAUCAAUCACCUGAUGUCAUAUGACAUCAGCUGGAUCCAACCUGGGCCAAAAGCAACAUGGCUUGCAUUUGAGUGGCAAAUGUAAACCAUGCCAUAUGCAAGGCACACUUGCAAAAGGAACAGUUGGGAGAUUUAGAGUGCACUCCUGGUUGUUCCUAUGCAAGUGCAGCUUCCAUAUGGUGCUGUUUAAAUUUGGUACCAAAUGUAAGGGGUACUGUUUUUGGCAGACAUCCAAACCACUUGAGAGCUCUUGGGUGGGUUUGAUCCCAUACUCUAGGACUCCUGAUUGUUCCUUUGCAGCCAUGGAUUUACCUGUCCAAUGCCUGAUGUCAUAUGACAUCAGGUGAAUGACAGGCAAGCACAGCCAGAGAAAAUUGGGAGACCUGGUGGGCCUAGUUUGGCCCAUGAGCCAGAGGUUCCCUACCCACAUUUUAGAGGAACUACAGCUAGAAGCAAUAAUUAAUAUUGAGAGUGUAUGUGAAAUUUGGUUGAGUUAAGCAUAUGUAUCAAUCUUUCCUUUGCAUAGGUAGCAGUCACAUGGUAUGCCCACUGCUGAUAUUUUCAAGAGAGAAAAUGCACAUUUUUACUUUUGCAAACAACUUAACCUUUUGCAUAGUCCCCAAAGGAAAAUAUGCAAGUUACCUUGAUUGCCUUGUAAUUUGGCUUUGCUCAGUUUUAUUUCAUUUAUUGUGUGUGUGUGUGCUUCUGAAAUUGUUUCCUCCUUAAUGGUAUAAUUCAAUAGUUCACUGAUUACAGUUUUACAUUGGAUCUGUCAUUUUACAUUGAAUAAAAAUGUACAUUGUAACAAUC
Molecule: messenger RNA, 3350 nt
Organism: Rhineura floridana
Lineage: Eukaryota; Metazoa; Chordata; Lepidosauria; Squamata; Rhineuridae
Product: CD209 antigen-like protein E
Exons: 11
Coding region: 485-1477 (330 amino acids)
Source: RefSeq, a predicted model, not a curated record